Molecule: messenger RNA, 1518 nt
Organism: Nematolebias whitei (Rio pearlfish)
Lineage: Eukaryota; Metazoa; Chordata; Actinopteri; Cyprinodontiformes; Rivulidae
Product: ubiquilin-1-like
Exons: 11
Coding region: 1-1518 (505 amino acids)
Biological process (GO): ubiquitin-dependent protein catabolic process
Cellular component (GO): cytosol
Molecular function (GO): polyubiquitin modification-dependent protein binding
Source: RefSeq, a predicted model, not a curated record
AUGUCGGGCUUGGUGGAGGAUGAUCCGGGAAAAGCUGGUGAUUGCUGGGUUCGAGUUGUCAUCAGCAGUGACGCAGAGAGCCGUGAAUACAGUGUCGGUGGAGGCUGCACCGUCGGACAGCUGAAAUGGGCUCUGUCGGCACACCUGGGAGCUUCAGCAGAGCAGCUGGUGCUGAUCCACUCUGACCAGGCUCUCCCAGACUCGGUGCUCAUGAGUCAUCUUGAGGAACAGAAUGGGUCAGUCAGCCUCGUGAUCCAAAGACCUCAGCCUACAUCUGUUCAGCCUCCAGAUGGUCCAGCUUCAGAAACGGUCAAAUCAGAGCUCUCCGAUGUUCCCAACGUUGAUGAAAACUUAACACAGACUCCCACUUCUCCACUCUGUCUGGUGGAGGGUUUAGAAAAUCUUGACUUGGAAAACAGCAGUCCGGGCUUCUUCCCUGCACUCCAGCAUGAGAUGGCAAGACAGCUUCUGGGUGACCCGGAGAUGUUGCACGGUGUCCUGCGCAGCUCCUUGGUGCAGAACGUCCUCUCCACAACUAGUCCUCGUCUAACAAGGCAGCUUAUUCUGCCUAACCCUCUAAUUCAGCAUCUCCUGCAAGCACACCCUGAGGUGGAAGAGAUGCUGAGCAACACAGACAUCACAAACCAGAUGCUGGAGAUCAUCAGGAAACCUGACAUAAUAGAUGAAAUGAUGCGAAACGAAGACGGAGAUUUAGACCGUUUGUUUCAGGAGAACAACUCUGAGAGCACCACGGCUGCUACUGACGAUGGCACAAAAAUACAACAACCUGGUCUUAAACAGACAUCACAAGGACAAAGAGUCUCCACACCGGUCCUCUCCAGUGACUCCACAGAUCCCCUCAGAGGACUGAUUGCCACUCCCAGAGCCGGUUCAAGCUCACAAAGAACUACUGCAGGUAUGCAUUCACUCCUGGAGGAGAUCACAGCCUGUCCUGGUCUGAUGGAGAGUCUGCUGUCAGGUCCAUAUGUCAGCAGUCUUCUGAAGUGCCUGAGCCAGAACCCUGACGUUGCUGCUCAGAUGCUGCUGAGCCAUCCCUUGUUCUCAGGAAAUGCUGAGCUGCAGCAGCAAAUAAGACAACAAAUCCCUCUCCUCCUGCAACAGAUGCAGGGUCCGGAGCUUCUGUCGGUCAUGUUGAACCCCAGAGCCAUGGAGGCUCUGCUACAGAUCCAACAGGGUCUGCAGACUCUGGCUGCAGAGGCUCCCUCCCUCUUACCCGUUGCCGGGCUUGGACCCAGUGGUGCCAGUUUUAAUGCUGCUCCUAAGCAUGACGCUGCUCUGAACAGCCAGUCAGGAUGCAGUCCUCAGGUUGCCACGGCGACAGAGCAGCAGCAGCAGCAGCAGUUUGUGCAUCAGUUGCUGCAGGCACUGGCUGGCACUGACAAUCAGGUACCUCUGUGUUUCCUUUUAAACUUCUCGCUUUGUCAUGAGGAGGAGGAGGAGGAGAUCCAGGAGGAGCUGGACUCAGUGGGUCUCAGAGACAGACGGACAAACCUUUAA